Messenger RNA from Equus caballus (horse), 2617 nucleotides. Lineage: Eukaryota; Metazoa; Chordata; Mammalia; Perissodactyla; Equidae. The record is from RefSeq and is a predicted model, not a curated record.
CCCAUAUUUGGGGCAUUUCCUUCCCUGACAGAGGGAGUAGAGCUGGGCUGUGCUCUGGCCUGGGCAGACAUGGUGCCCCUGCUGCUGCUGCCCCUGCUGUGGGGGGGGUCCCUGCAGGAGUAUCCAGGGUACCAGCUCCAACUGCCAGAAUCAGUGACUGUGCAGGAGGGUUUGUGUGUCCUCGUGCUCUGCUCCUUCUCCUACCCCUGGGAUCGGAGGAAUCCCCCUGGUGAACUCUACAUCUACUGGUUCCGGGAUGGGGGUUACCAGCGCUACCCUAUGCCUGUGGCCACAAACAACCCAGAGCAACAAGUGGAUACAGAGACCCAGAGCCGAUUCCGCCUCCUCGGGGACCCCAGGACCAACAACUGCUCCCUGAGCAUCAGAGACGCCAGGAGGAGCGAUACAGGCAUCUACUUCUUCCGAGUGGAGAGAGGACAUUAUGUGAACUAUAGUUACAGAGAUAAGAAGCUGCAUUUGCUGGUGACAGACUUGACACAGAAACCUGACAUCCACCUUCUGGAGCCUCUGGAGUCUGGCCGCCCCACAAAGCUGACCUGCAGCCUGCCAGGGUCCUGCGAAGGGGGACGACCUCUCAUGUUCUCCUGGGAGGGGACGGCUCUUCACUCGCUGGACCCCAAGACCCUCCGUUCCUCAGUGCUCACCUUCACACCGAGGCUCCAAGACCGUGGCACCAACUUCACUUGUUGGGUGAAACACCAAGGAGCACAGGCGGCCAUGGAGAGAACCAUCCAGCUCAACAUCUCCUAUGCUCCACAGAACCUCACCAUCCGUGUCCUCUCCGGAAAUGUCACAGAACUGAAACACCCAGGGAAUGGCUCGUGUCUUCAGGUCCUGGAAGGGGCAUCUUUGCUCCUGGACUGUGUCACUGAGAGCAACCCUGAGGCCACAGUGAGCUGGGCCAAGAUGAAUGGGACCCUGAGCCCCUCCCAGGCCAGGAAGUCCAAGAUCCUGGAGCUGCCCUGGGUGGAGUUGGAGCAUGAAGGCGAAUUCAUCUGCAGAGCUCAGAACCCACUGGGCUCCCAGCAGGUCUCUCUGACCCUCUGUGUGCACUACCCCCCAAAGCUGCUGACACCCUCGUGCUCCUGGGAGGACCAGAGUCUGCGCUGCAACUGCUCAUCUCGAGCCCACCCAGCUGCCUCCUUGGGCUGGCGGCUGGGGAAGAGGCUGGUGGUGGGAAACCACAGCAACGCCUCCUUCACAGUCACUUCCAGCUCGGUGGGACCCUGGGCCAACAGCUCCCUGAGCCUCAGCAGGGGGCUCAGCUCCGGCCUCAGGUUCAGCUGUGAGGCCAUGAAUAUCCAUGGGUCCCAGAACGUCACUGUCCUGCUGCUGCCAGGCAAUUUGGUAUCCUCGGCAGGAAUGGUUUCUGCAGCUCUUGGAGGUGCUGGUGCCAUGGCCCUGCUGUCACUCUGUUUGUGCCUCACCUUCUUUUACAUAGUGAAAACCUGCAGGAAGCAAGCAGCCGGGAAACGAGAGGGCACGGAUGAUGAAGAUCCUGUCAUGGGUACAGUUGCCUGGGGUUCCAGGCAAAAGCCCCAGCCAGAGAGCCCCCCAGAGCAAGUGUCCCCUGCCGAAGAUGCCCCUCCCUCAGAGGAGCAACAGGAACUUCAUUAUGCCUCUCUCAGCUUUCACCAGAUGAAGUUUCAGGAGCCUCAGGACCAGGAGGCCACCAGCACCAACGAGUACUCUGAGAUCGGGGCAAGCAAAUGAGGACUUUCCCGGAGCUCAGUCCUGGCAGAGGGAGCACAGCCUCUGAGGCAGAAAGAGGAAGUCAAUGACUAAGGGAAGCCUGAGGAGCUGUUGCAGCAAUAUUAACAUUAACUACGAUAUGAGCAUCCCCUGGUAGAGCAGAAAAAAGACAGGUGAUAGGAUUAGAGACUUGGGCUCAAAUGCAGGCUCCAGCACUUCCUAACGCAUUGGUCUCAAGCAACUCACUUCAUCUCUGGGUGCCUCAGUUUACCGUUCUGUAAAUCAGAAAUCGUGCAUUCCUACCUCAAAGGUGGUUGUGAGCAUUAAAGAAAUUGGCACAUGGAAAUCAACCCACAGAGGUCCCGGCUUAGGGCAUGUGCUCAGUGCCUGCUGGUCUCUCUUCCUUCUACAAAAAGGUCCUGUUGGCAAGUUCUCCUGAGGCUGAAGUGACCAGGCACAGGGGACAGAGAAGCAACUGGUCAAUGUUAUUUUCCUUCCCAGAAUGCUUCAAAGCCUCCCCAGGGAAUGACUGGCUCCUCAACCUGGCAUUUGGUUCAUGAUACAGCAUCUUAUAAUCUCUCUGUGGUCAUCUCCUUCCUCUACUUGUACUUGUCAGUUUUUCCCACUCAUUCCUCCACCUCCUGAUCUCCAGUCCCUUCACCAUCUCAUUUGUGGGCUCCAAAGUGAUCUUUCCAACAGCUGGAGAGCUAACUCUCUCUCCUGCACAAACCCAUUCAUGACUCCCUGGCCUUGGACAGUACAUCACAAGCAACUGCUCCUGGCACUUCAAAUCCUUCAUAACCUCACUGCUAUCUACUGAUCCAUCCUCUCCUCUUGGCCAUUCUUUUUUUUUUUUUUUUUUUUGAGGAAGAUUAGCUCUGAGCUAACAUCUGCCACCAAUCCU